AUGCCGCGCAUCCCACGGCGGCCGUCCGAGGAGGCGCGCCGCGGCGCCUACAAGCCGCCGGGCGUGGACGCCGCCCGCUCGCGCCGCCGACGCGAGGACCGCCUCCUUGCCCUCCGCCGCCGCAACCGCGACGCCGGCCUCUUCAAGUGCCGCCGCGAUGAGCCCCCACUUGUCCCAGCCACCGUCGGAGCCCCUUCCGAGGCUGCCGCACCUGCCGCAGACGGCACUCCCCCACCUCCCCCUCCUCCUUCCGACCCCUCCCCGCCCCAACCCGCUCCGCCCGGCGUGGACAGUCCACGGACUGCCGCCGACUCUGAGCUUGAUGGCCUAUCAGAAUUGGUGGAAAAAGUCUGGUCAGAUGACACCUCUACCCAGCUGGAAGCCACAGUACAGUUCAGGAAACUUCUCUCUGACGGGAAGAACUCAACCAUGAUAAAAAUCAUUAGAGCAGAUGUCCUGCCAAGGUUUGCUGAGUUCCUUUCAAGACAUGGGCUUCCUCAGCUCCAAAUGGAAGCAGCAUGGGUGCUUACCAACAUAGCUGCAUCAGAUUAUACAAUGCUUGUUGCAGAAUGUGGUGCUGUUCCAAAGCUGGUAGAUCUCUUAGCAUCCCCAAAUGCUAGCAUCAGGCAUCAGGCUACAUGGGCCCUUGGAAAUAUAGCGGCAGACAUGCCUAGCUGCAGAGAGACUGUUCUUGAUCAUGGUGCUGUUACACCAUUACUUGCUCAAUUUAAAGAAGAUAUGAAAGUUUCUGUUCUGAGGACUGCUACAUGGGCACUGUCAAACCUUUGUUUUGGAAAAUUACCGGAGGAAGUGCAAGUGAAACCAAUACUGGAAAUAAUCAGCCUUCUUAUCCAUUCUGCUGAUGAGAAGAUACUGGCAGAUGCAUGCUGGACUCUUUAUUAUAUAUGUGCUGGCGUGGAAGCUGGCGUUCAAGAUGUAUUAGAUGCAGGUGUAUGCCCUCAACUUGUGAAACUUUUGAUGCACGCGUCAGCUAAUAUUCUUCUUCCUGUCAUCACGUCACUCGCAAGAAUUUCUGCCGGAGAUGAUACUCAAGUGCAGAUCAUAGUAGAAAAUGGCGUUCUUCCUUGCUUGGCCCAGUUACUAGCACGAAAUUAUCCAAAGGUCAUCAAGAAGCAAGCUUGUCUAAUUGUUUCUAAUAUUGCUGCUGGCAGCAAGGAUAAUAUUCAGGCAGUAAUUGAUGCUGAUGUUAUGAACCAUGUUAUUGUCCUACUGAAGACCUCGGAAACCGAUAUCCAGAAGGAGGCUGCUUGGGCUAUAUCAAAUGCUGCGUCUGGUGGUUCAAGUGAUCAAAUCCAGUAUUUGGUGAGCCGGGGAUGUCUAGAGCCACUCUGCAAUGUCCUCAAGCACCAAGAUGUUGAUCUUGUAUAUACUUGCCUGGAAGGUCUUCAGAAUAUACUCGAGGAGGGUGAGAUCGGGAAGCAGGGCAAGGAAUCCGCGACGAACCCAUACGCCCAGUUUAUGCUAGAGAACGGGGGCCUGGACAAUUUGGAGGAUCUGCAGGAUUUUGACAACGACGCCGUUUACAGGUUAGCCAUGAAGCUGCUCGAGAGUUAUUGGGACGAGGAAGUAAGUGAUGACGAAGCAACUUUGCCGGCUCCCGAAGACGCCCCUGCAGAGCCCGUCGUGGCAGUACCGGAAGAUGCUGCGCAGCCACCUGUACUAGCACCCACCGCGGAUGGUACCGAGUGAUCUCUGAUUCUGCUGCAUUGUUUUAGCUAAAUCAUGUUUCCUUACAUGAUUAAGCAUCAGUAUCCAUGUGAUCAUGGCAAGCAUUGAGAGAAACGUGUAUCGUAGUCAGAUGCUAAGCAUGUCCCCUUCGGCGUGCAUAACUUUUGUGACUAAAUUUCUGUAUGAUGUAUUAUCCAAAUUAUUUACAAGGAAAAAUUUGCUGGAGAACAUUGUUAUUUUAUGGCAUUUGCUAAAACA
This is a messenger RNA of Lolium rigidum, 1947 nucleotides long. RefSeq names its product importin subunit alpha-1a-like. Gene Ontology annotation, biological process: NLS-bearing protein import into nucleus. Gene Ontology annotation, cellular component: nucleus; cytoplasm. The transcript is spliced from 10 exons. Lineage: Eukaryota; Viridiplantae; Streptophyta; Magnoliopsida; Poales; Poaceae. The record is from RefSeq and is a predicted model, not a curated record. The coding region runs from base 1 to 1710 and encodes 569 amino acids. Gene Ontology annotation, molecular function: nuclear import signal receptor activity; protein binding.